CAACACCAUGGACCUGCAAAAUUCCCUCUCCCAAUCAACAGUACCAUUGGCAUUUACCAUCUUUGGGCUGUUGUUAUUUCUCUUAGUUCUUUCGUCAAUAUCGAGAAGGCGCACUGCUGCAGCUGGAAAAGCACCACCAGAAGCUAACGGUGCGUUGCCUUUGAUUGGGCAUCUCCACCUUUUAGGUGGUUCACAACCACCUUAUGUAACCUUGGGCAACAUGGCUGACAAGUAUGGACCGGCAUUCACCUUGCAGCUUGGUGUUCACCGAACUUUGAUUGUGAGCAAUUGGGAAAUGGCUAAAGAGUGCUUUACUGUAAACGACAAAGCGUUUGCUAGCCGUCCUAAAUCUGUAGCCUUUGAAGUGUUGGGAUACAACUUUUCCAUGUUUGGGUUCAGCCCCUACGGUUCCUAUUGGCGUCACGUACGCAAGAUAGCCACCAUGGAGCUCCUCUCUACCAAGCGGAUAGAGAUGCUCAAGCACGUCAUCGAAUCGGAGGUGAAGGCAGCAAUAAAAGGGAGUCACGAUAAUUGGUUAAAGAUGAACAAGAGUGGUUCCGAAAAUGCAGUGACUGAUAUGAACAAAUGGUUCGGGGACAUAAUCCUAAACGUUAUGUUUAGGUUGACGGUAGGAAAACGUUUUGGUGGGGUGAAUUGUGAUGGUGACCAUGAAGAGAACGAAUGGAUCAGGAAAGCAGUAAGAGACUUUUUCGAUCUCAUGGGUUCAAUAGUUGUCUCUGAUGCACUGCCGUAUUUGAGAUGGUUGGAUUUGGACGGAAAAGAGAAGGAAAUGAAGAGGACAGCAAAAGAGUUAGACAGCUUUGUUCAAAUUUGGCUCGAAGAACACAAACGUAACAGGAAUUCUGGUUUAGGGGAAUGGAAGCGCAAGCAUGACUUCAUGGAUGCGCUUCUUUCCAAUGUUGACGAAGGUGAACAGUUUGGCGGUUGUGAUGCGGAUACUGUUAUUAAAGCUACGUGCCAGGGACUAAUUUUAGCUGGCACAGACACUACCUCAGGGACAUUGACUUGGGCUCUCUCCCUACUUCUCAACAACCGUGAAGUUCUAAACAAAGCCAUACACGAAUUAGACACACAAAUUGGGAAGGAUAAGAUGGUCGUGGAAUCAGACUUGCAGAAGUUGGAGUAUCUCCCAGCCAUUCUCAAGGAAACACUGCGCUUAUAUCCACCAGGACCACUCAGUGUGCCACACGAGUCCAUGGAAGACUGCACCAUUGGUGGAUACCAUGUGCCUGCUGGCACACGUCUCUUGACUAACAUUUCAAAAAUUCAACGAGAUCCCCUGUUAUAUAUGCACCCCUUGGAGUUCCGCCCAGAGAGAUUCCUCACAACACACAAGGACAUUGAUGUCAGGGGACAACAUUUUGAAUUGAUUCCAUUCGGUGCAGGCAGAAGAAUAUGUCCUGGUCUCUCAUUCGCUCUUCAAACGAUGCACCUAACACUUGCUACUCUGCUACAUGGGUUUGACAUUGUGACUCCUGAUGGAGGACCAGUCGAUAUGCUUGAAUGUGUUGGGUUAACCAAUAACAAAGCCUCUCCGCUCCGAGUCAUUCUUACUCCGCGUCUCUCUGCCCAUGCUUACCUUGAAAUUUAA
Gastrolobium bilobum is the source of this 1612-nucleotide messenger RNA. Its product is annotated as cytochrome P450 CYP82D47-like. Bases 8 to 1612 code for a protein of 534 amino acids. Lineage: Eukaryota; Viridiplantae; Streptophyta; Magnoliopsida; Fabales; Fabaceae. The record is from RefSeq and is a predicted model, not a curated record. Gene Ontology annotation, molecular function: monooxygenase activity; iron ion binding; oxidoreductase activity, acting on paired donors, with incorporation or reduction of molecular oxygen. Gene Ontology annotation, biological process: defense response to other organism. The transcript has 2 exons.